CUAAUCGACCUAUAUAUAUCUCUUCUCCAUGCAUGAUCAGAUAAUUCCAAGAUGAAUACAAAACGCUCUGCAACGAACAACUUGCGCCAAACGAGAUAUUCUUCUAUCGAAAGUACAAGAUCGGCGAGCAUAUAUGAAAUUGCCACCUGUAACUUAUCAAAAGAGGAAAGCUGUCGGAAGGUCCUUUUGAAGGAUCGUUCAGUACAGUAGCGAGGAUCCUCGAGUAAAACAAAUGUUGAGAAGCGUUGUAAACGAACAGUCACGAAGACAAUAGGAGGGGUGACCGACGUCCACGCUCCUCCUCAUCCUCCCGAUGGCAUCAGCCGCGAUCGUGCAAGCGAAGCUCCGGACCGAACGUUAUAUAAUUGUGGCAGAUUACUUCCAGCGUUGGUCACAUGCAUGCUGCCACACUGUGUGCUUACAAACGUUCUCCCGCAGUGGACAUUCGACCACCGAACGACGUAAACGUCGCAGCCACGAGGAUGGAACAGCAUCGAGGAAGAAACACUGGGAUCACGUGGAAACGUCUCAAAGAUCUCCUACUAGAUCUUCAUUUAAAUUCAGAUCGUGUGUUUUAUCGUAUUGGUUUGAGUAUUGGAAAAAGACCCUGGCUGUGGCUGUUGGUGUGCUUCUGCAUAAAUUGUAUCUGCGCACCCGGAUUGUACUUCUGGAGAGAAGAAUUCGACGACAUCGAGCUCUUCGUGCCCGAAGACUCUGUAAUACGUAGCGACGCCGCCUGGGUGAAGACACACUUCCGGGACGAUUUCCGAUACGAAAGUAUCAUCGUCACGGCCCCCAACGUUUUGGAGCCGGAAGUGCUGCGCUCGAUUAGCAAGAUAGAGCAGACAGUAAAAUCAGUUAUAGUGAACAAUAACACCUGGGAAGAUGUGUGUGCAGGGUACUUCACGUGGUUCAACAUGGACAACACGACAGACAUCUUCAACGAUCUCGAUGUCACUACAGAUAUCCUGGUCGAAUUGAACAACACGGUGCUAAAAAAUGGAUGUAUAUAUCAAUCCAUCAUACAACUUUGGGAAACCAGUAUAAAGAAGGACGUUCGUAAUUUGACGAAGAAGGAGGUGCUUGAGGACGUGACCAAAGCAAUCAAGAACAAGAUCAACGACAAUAUCCUGCUGGAUAUUACACCUCUGCUUUCGGGGAUAUUCUAUGACAAGAAAGGUCGAGUUAAAGGUGCCAAUGCAACUAUUCUAAAUUGGUUGCUGAAGAAAUCUAAUCCAAAUUCAGCCAACUGGGAACUAGAGUUCAUAAACCGCGUUCUCCAUUCGAAUAUCACGUUUCCUCCAGGAAUGGAGGUAUAUGCGAUAGCUUCGCGAAGUUAUUUAGACUCUCUGCAUCAAAUAUUGAACAGUAAUCUCACGGUGUUAUGCUGUGGAAUAUCUUUGAUAGCAGUCUACGUAAUGGCGAUGAUCGGUAAAUGCAACGCGCUAGAACAACGAAUUUAUCUUUCAAUAAUGGGGGUGUUCGUGGUUGGUCAGGCGAUUUUGUCCUCCUACGGAGUGUGUUACUACUUGGGUUACUCCUAUGGACCUAUACAUUCUAUCCUUCCGUUUCUACUUCUUGGUAUAGGCGUCGAUAACAUGUUCGUGAUCAUGCAAAGCCUGGAGAAUCUCUCAGAGACUGAUCAGUCUACGGAUAUUCCGAUACGCAUUGCUAAAACUAUGCAACAGGCUGGUAUGUCGAUCACUGUGACAUCCUUCACGAACAUUAUCGCGUUUGCCUUUGGCAUUACAACCGUGAUGCCUACUCUCAGAUCUUUCUACGCAUUCGCCACAUUAGGGAUUUUAUUUUUAUACAUAUAUGAAAUUAUAUUCUUCGUGAGCUGUCUUGUAUACGAUGAAAAGAGGCUCGAAGCUCGCAAGGACGGUUGCUUGUGCCGACCCAGACUAAACUGGAAACCCAACGAAUGUAGUCAGAGAAACACUCAACAGAUUAUCUUCGAAAACUAUAUCGGCCCGGGAAUCACCAAGAUCACGGCAAAAAUAAUUAUCCUAUUAAUCACUGUCGGCUUCCUGUGCGUUAACACGUGGGCAGUAUUUCAAUUGGAGCAAAAUUUCGACCCACUUUGGUAUUUAAAUCAAGACUCCUAUCCGAUUCAGUUUAACAACAAAUUGAAACAGUAUUUUCCAAAAUAUGGAAAACGAGCCGCAAUUUAUAUGACCGGCGUAGAUUACUACGAAGACCGUGAAUCUCUUUCUCAGCUGGUAAAAAUCCUAAAACGUAAUCGGUUCAUUAACAAUAGCACCCUUGAGCCAUGGUUUAUUGCCUAUGAGAAAUGGCUGAAUGUUACUGGUAAAGGUGAUAUUGAGAGCAAAGAAGAAUAUUAUAAUAUUUUGACGGAAUAUUUACUUUUGACGAAAGAAGGUCAAGCAUACAUAAAAGAUAUCAAUUUCGAUAAAUUACCGGCUGGAGAAUAUAAUAUAACGACGUCGCAAAUUCCUAUACAACAUAUUAUGAUUAACACAACAUCGGAACAAAUACAAGCGAUGCAACUUAUCAGGGAAUCGAUUCAAGCGACGAAUUUCUCUCAUGGCCAGGAUUAUAUAGCAAUAUUUUCGCCUGAUUACGUUUCAUGGACAGCAAACAAAGUCAUAGGAGAAGAAUUGAUCAGGAAUUUAGGUCUAGAAAUAGUGACCAUUGGCGUAGUAAUAUUGAUGUUCCUUAGAAACUUACGAGCAUCAUUUUGGGUGAUUUGUUGCGUAUUCUUUACACUUGUUGACUUACUGGGUACCAUGUACUUUCUAAAUUUGACCAUAGAAAUGUCCUCGAGUAUCAUGAUUCUAUUAUGUGCUGGGCUGGCGGUUGACUAUGCUGCACAUAUGGGAUUAGAAUUUAUACGCGCAAAGGGUAGCAAAAAAGAACGUGCGAUAGCGACGCUUUCUAUUGUUGGUCCAGCUGUAUUUAAUGGAGGUUUAAGUACGUUCCUAGCAUUCGUUUUGCUAGGUUCUAGCGAAGCUUACAUAUUCAAUACCUUCUUUAAGUUAUUCACGUGUGUAGUGAUAUUUGGUCUGUUUCACGGUCUGUUAUUUUUACCAGUAAUCUUAAGCAUAGUCGGACCUGAAGAAAGAGUAAGAAAGGAAAGAAAAGAAACUGUAGUAAGAGAACACAAUGGAUAUUGUAAUGUUCCUUUAUCUCAAAGUGAGAAAGAAGCAGGGACUGGAACUGCCAAAUAAAAUUUGACAAUGUCUCAAAGACUGCUUAGAUAAGUAUUUGAUUAGAAGAUUCUAGAAUAUAAAUUGCAAUUACAAGCAAUGCACAUGUACUGUAAAACAGUAGUUUGUAUAUUCUUUGUUAAUCUGUCCUUUUAUAAGAAAAAAAGAGAAAGAAAAUAAAAAUGUACCCUUUAAAAUAAUAAA
Molecule: messenger RNA, 3374 nt
Organism: Bombus terrestris (buff-tailed bumblebee)
Lineage: Eukaryota; Metazoa; Arthropoda; Insecta; Hymenoptera; Apidae
Product: NPC intracellular cholesterol transporter 1
Exons: 12
Coding region: 396-3191 (931 amino acids)
Cellular component (GO): membrane
Source: RefSeq, a predicted model, not a curated record